UUUCGGCGACGGAAAGGAGUGUAGACGGCUGGUAGAUAUGGCUGGUGUGAUUAAAAAGACCACAGGCUUGGUGGGCCUCGCUGUUUCCCUGAACCCACAUGAGCGUCUUAGGAUUUUGUACACCAAGAUUUUGGGCUGCGUCCAAGCCAUGCCUCAGGAUGCUGCCUACAGGAAGUACACUGAGCAGCUAAUAACCGAGCGACUCAACCAUGUCAAAUCGGAACCUGAUGUAGGGAAGCUUGAAAAGAAAAUUAACUGUGGCCAGAUUGAAGAGGUCAUCGCACAAGCGGAGUCCGAGCUGACGUUAUCCAGAAAGAUGGCAGAAUGGAAACCAUGGGAACCACUGAUCGAAGAAGCCCCUGCAAACCAGUGGAAGUGGCCAGUCUAAACUCACCUUGUGGAUUUAUUCAUACUAGCCAUACCAUUUGAGGUUUCACUGGGCUUUUUGCUGAUUUCACAUUUAUUUAUGUUUAAUAAUGAUCAAUAAAUCUCUUACAUAAUGUGUCCACUGGGUGAAA
Molecule: messenger RNA, 518 nt
Organism: Ictalurus furcatus (blue catfish)
Lineage: Eukaryota; Metazoa; Chordata; Actinopteri; Siluriformes; Ictaluridae
Gene: ndufa5
Product: NADH:ubiquinone oxidoreductase subunit A5
Exons: 5
Coding region: 38-388 (116 amino acids)
Biological process (GO): respiratory electron transport chain
Source: RefSeq, a predicted model, not a curated record